CAUCACUGUCAAAAAAGGUAAAAGGUCAAUUAAUGUCAAAGACCGAUCAUGGCACCUGUCAAGACAAAGUUUUCGGAAGGUGAAAGAGUGCUCUGCUUCCAUGGACCUCUCCUAUAUGAAGCCAAGUGCGUCAAAUCGGAGGUCAAGGAUAAAAUGAUCAGAUAUUUCAUCCACUACAAUGGUUGGAAUAAAAAUUGGGAUGAAUGGGUUCCUGAGAGCAGAGCGCUCAAGUUUAAUGAGGCCAAUCUGCAGAAGCAGAAGGAGCUAUUUGCAGCUCAGAAAGCAAAGCAAAAGAGAGCUCGUAGUCAGAAGAAACCUGAUAAAGAAGUGUCAUCAAAGGCUCAAUCAUCAACACCAUCAUCAUCAGAAAAAACUACAUCAAAGAGAGGAGCAAAGGCGUCAUCUGAACCAGCAUCAACCCCUUCUUCUGCAGCAGCCUCACCCCAACCACCCCCAGAAGAGCCUACUCCAGUGGCUGCUACCCCUGCCCCUGCUCCUCCAGCAGAUUCUCUGAGGAAGAAGAGAUCACGCCCAGAUAAUACAGUUGAAACGGAGGAAUCAUUUGUGAGCAAGGUAGACAUCAAAGUCAAAGUUCCUGAGGAGCUGAAACCCAUCUUAGUCGAUGACUGGGAUGCCAUAACAAGACAAAAAAUGUUGCUGCAUCUUCCUGCCAGGACUACAGUGGAGCAGAUUUUAGAGGAAUACAUGAAACAAAAGAGAAAUAAGAAAGACAUGACUCCAGCCAAAGAGAGCACUAUUGCUGAAAUUUGCCAAGGGCUGAAAGAAUACUUCAAUGUUAUGUUAGGGACACAAUUACUCUACAAAUUUGAAAGACCUCAGUUUGCAGAUAUCUUAGCAGCUCACCCUGAUGAACCAAUGUCCAGGAUAUAUGGUGCUGUUCAUUUACUCAGACUCUUUGUGAAACUUGGUGGAAUGCUUGCCUUUACACCUGUUGAUGAGAAGAGUAUGCAACUCCUCCUGACUCACGUCCAUGAUUUCCUGGCUUAUCUCAAGAAGAACUCCACAUCUCUCUUCAAACCCAGCGACUACGAGGCCGCCCCUCCGGAAUAUCAUCGGAAAGCUCUGUAGCAACGUCAGCUGUAUUUCUGUGCUAUUUUUAUUCUCAUUGCCAAUGUAACGCUUGGAUUAUGAUGAUGAUGAUGAUGUGGGUGUUUCAUGUAGU
Molecule: messenger RNA, 1183 nt
Organism: Lytechinus variegatus (green sea urchin)
Lineage: Eukaryota; Metazoa; Echinodermata; Echinoidea; Temnopleuroida; Toxopneustidae
Product: mortality factor 4-like protein 1
Exons: 11
Coding region: 49-1089 (346 amino acids)
Biological process (GO): regulation of DNA-templated transcription; chromatin organization
Cellular component (GO): NuA4 histone acetyltransferase complex; nucleus
Source: RefSeq, a predicted model, not a curated record